Molecule: messenger RNA, 1806 nt
Organism: Branchiostoma belcheri (Belcher's lancelet)
Lineage: Eukaryota; Metazoa; Chordata; Leptocardii; Amphioxiformes; Branchiostomatidae
Exons: 16
Coding region: 1-1806 (601 amino acids)
Source: RefSeq, a predicted model, not a curated record
AUGGGGAAGGCAAUCGUAUACGCCAGAACCUCCUCAGAUGAUUCCAGCUAUGCCCAGUCCCGGAAGAGGGCAGAGAUAGUACGGAAACAGGGGAAACACGUCCGCUGGAAACGCAACCCUGUACAGGUGGAGUUCCUGGUAGAGCCCACACUAGAGGAGACCUCCCCCGUCCCAUCAUCCCCAGCGCUGUCCGGAUCCGGAUCAGACAUGACGUCACCUACUCCGGAUCCGGAGUGGACGGAGGAUGCCCGAUCAGUGGAACUCCCUCCCCUACCAAGCCUUCCGGAUUUAGAGUACGGGGAAGAAGAUGCUAAGAAGGAGCAUUCCGACACAGACUUCGAGAAAAAGCAUGACGUCACUGAGGGUGUCCGUUCAGCCAAGACAGCCAUCAAACGGAAACCCAAACCGAAACCGAAAACUUGGAGGGACCUGAUCAAGCCUGUACACAGCGUGCCUGCUACCAGAAGUAGAAGCGCAAACGGUCACGUAGAUGACGUCAUUGAUGACGCACUUCCGGACGAUGACCCCUUAGACUACCUUGCAAAGUACUGUAUAGUUAGACCGAACCGCUUACCGACAUACGAGGCCAUCUUCACCUGGUUCGCAAAAGAACCGGAAGAAGAGGAAGAGGUGAACAAAGGGAGAACAGCCUUCAACCAGAGUAAAAAACUGAAAAAGUCAAGUAAAAAGUCAGCUUCGUCCUCAAGUUUACGUAGCGACAAAGACAGCGGCGAUGACGAGAAGAAAAUGGAACCGAAAGAGAUGUUUAAUGACACGCCUCAGGACUACAAAGAGAAGGUGGCGAGUAAGAUAGCGUUCCUACAGGGGAAACAGGACGACUUACGGGGGGAACUACAUCAACUUAGAGAAAACUUGGUACGGUCCAUAGCCGAAGAAGCGCGCAGACCUGGAGCUCUCUCUGGCGUCAAGACGAAGAAAGGGAAGAAGGGGAAGAAGAAGAGUAAGAAAAGCAAGUCUAAGAAGAGCGGAGCCUCAGCGGCCGGCAGUGCGGUCAGUAAAAACACACAACUCAGGAAGAUGAGCGACAAGGAGCUACUAGAGUCUCUUACUAAACAGGAGAAAGAAAGCUUGGAGUCACUGAUUCAAGUAAAGAGAGUAAGAGCCGAAAUAACGUCACGAGAGGACAGGAUUAAGAAAAUGGAAGCGAGAAUAAAACACCUUCAAGACGAGAUUCGGCGGGCAGACUGGAAGCUAACGAAGCAGAGACAGACAGACCUGAGACAGUACACCCAGUCACCAGGCUUCCGCCGCGCUCAGAGCUCACGGUACCGGACUAUGCACCCGGAAAUAGACGUAGAGUUGGACGUUGAAGACCUGAAAGACGCCUUGUUGCAAGUCAACAGUCAUCUUUCCACUAAAGAACUGGAUUUUAUCAGUCAAGUACUGGAUAUUCCCGGUAGGCGGCGCCUCAAUCUCAAACUGUUCAGCGCCGUCGCUGCACUGUCGGAGAGAAUCACUGAAGUGGAACCUUUCGUGAAGAAGCUGAUUGACAAGAUGGAUUUUGAGGCCCUGGCAGUGAAGAUGGAAAGAUGCAAGGAGAUGUUCCGGCUGCUGUCAGACCAGUAUAACGACACGCCGCCCGGCACGGUCAAGACGCAUGCGCUGGGCGUGGAAAUGGCGGCCGGGGGCCUGAGAAACGAACACAUCAAACGGGUUCUGUGCAAGUUGGACCGGGAGGGAACCGGUCUGGUGGAUUUCCUGACUUAUCUCAUCUACAUACCGCUGUUUAUAGAGAUCCACGAGCGGAUAGUGGACGAUCCGUUAGCCUCGGACCGGUUUAGAUAG